Molecule: messenger RNA, 1468 nt
Organism: Solenopsis invicta (red fire ant)
Lineage: Eukaryota; Metazoa; Arthropoda; Insecta; Hymenoptera; Formicidae
Exons: 1
Coding region: 186-1391 (401 amino acids)
Source: RefSeq, a predicted model, not a curated record
UGGCAAGUCAGAAAGAAAACAGGAUUGUGAACGCGCUACAGUAAAGAAGCAAAUCUAUAUUCAAGUCGUUUAAGGAAUUUUACAGAAAAUCAUUAUAUAAUAUAUUAAUACUAUUCCAGUUGUCGAGGCAAUAAUCUCGAUUAACAAUCGAAUUUUAUUUUACACAAGUCGCAUAUUCGAACAACAUGUCUCAUAUCGAAGAUUCCCAGAGAUGGCUCAAUGAGGUGAUGUCGAAGAUCAUCGAGAAUCUCGGACCGAACGCGGACGAAGCUCGAUACGAACUAUCGAAAUCUAUCGUUUUGAUUAUGACCGGCAUAUAUUACGUACGCUUGCAGUUUAAGAAUAAGACAAACGGUCAGAACGAAGAAUUGUCUAUUGUACUGAAAAGACCACAGCAGGAUUUAUGCGCGCUUCACAUCGAAAAACAGUUUCACAACGAGAUGCUGUUCUACCAAAUGUACGUCCGACCGGACGAGAAUCAUCCCAGAUGUUUCUACGUUAAUGAACGGUUGCCUACCGAUUCAGUGAUCGCCUUAGAGAACGUCAACGAACGAGGCUAUUAUUCCUGUUCAAAACAGUACGACCCUCCUUUGCAGUACACAUUGGCGGCGAUGCGCGAAUUGGGACGAUUUCACGGCAAAGGGUACGUUAUGAAGGAACAGCGACGGAAAGAAUUCUUCGACUUCGUGGAUCAACUUCAAGCUGCCAGGUACACGAAGAUGAUGAACUUCUAUAGAAUCGCAAUAAAUAUUUGUGCUACACGAGGAGUGGAAUAUCUUCGCAGACAGGGCUACGAUGCAAUUUUCUGUGAUAAGAUGGAAGCCUUGCUGUCAAACGGGUUUGAUGAAGUGAUGAUAAAGAUGGAACCACUGGAACCUUUAUCCACCCUGUGCCACGGCGAUUUUACAUUAAGCAACGUUCUCUUUAAGACAGAAAAGGACGGAAAGUAUCGCGCGAUGCUAAUCGAUUUCGGGCUUAUUAUGUAUUCUACUCCUGUCGUCGAUCUUUCUACAUAUCUCUUCAUGUGUUGCACGAAUGAGGAGAGAAGAGAGAAAUUUUCUGACAUCAUGCGGGCCUAUCAUGACGCUCUGAUUGAGUAUUUGCUGGAUGCUGGCAUUCAAGACGUUGAGAAAUACUCGUAUAAUGCUUUGUUGGACGAUUUUAAGAGAGGAGCUCUAUUCGGUUUACUUCUUGCCCCAAUGAUUUUACCAGUAUUAUUGGGGCAUGGAUACGACAGUGCCACAGAAAUACGUAAAAGCUACUUGAAUAACACGGACAUAGCAGAGGUUUCAAAGAAACGCAAAUAUCUCGGCGGUGACAAAAUAUGUAAAAUACUGGCUGAUUCAUUGUUGCAUCUUAGAGAUCUUGGCUGUUUAGAACAAUUUUUGUAGUCAUGUGAGAGACAAUUCAAAUGGAUAAAAUAUAAAUUGUAUUGAUUAUAAGUAUGGAACGGCUUACACUGUAAAAU